AAAAAUAUUCAGUAGAAGCAAAGAAGCAUCCAUAAACAUCCAGAUAUUCAGACUUCGCUGCUGCAGCGCCACCUGGUGGAAAACAUCCGUGCUGCUUGAGCAGCUGCGCGGCCGCCAGGGGGCGCAACAGGCCGCGUAGUUCCCUCACUCCAGUUGUUGGUUCCGAUUAAAACGUCAAAAUGCGGCCAGACAGCAGUGAUGACGUCAUGUUUAAUUCCUGCCAGCAUGUUCUGGUUCCGAUCCAACUUCAACAGAACCAGGCAUCAACUCAUUAAUACACGAACAUCUGCAGACAUUUAAUAUUCUGACUGAAAUGAGUUCUGGAUGUUUGACACUGAAACCUGCAGAUGAUCCAGAAAGACGGGAAAACUUUCCCAGUUUUCCAGACAGUUUUCCUCCUCCUUCCCUUCCCGGCUCCAUCUGCAGCCGCGCGCUCCUCCAUCACUGGAAAGGAAUGCAGAAAUAUGGAAAAGUUUCCGUGCGCGUGCCAGCCCUUCAGAGGUUACGCACCACUUUCUGGCCCGGCUGCGUGUCGUAAGCGCUGGGAGCGCUGGGAGUGCUGGGAGCAGCCCCCCUGUUAAGUAGCGGGCCGCGUGGAAGCCCUCCCCACUUGGAAGAGGCUCCCCGACGCGUCUGGGAAGCCACAGAACCCACGGAGAUCCCGAACCGGACCGGACCAGCCCGCGCGCCACCGAGGCUUCCUGCUUUCUUCCCGUUUUGAGAGCAGAACCAGCAGCUUCCCGCAGAUCGUCGCAUGCUGAGCUGAGGAAGAGGAGCAGAAGAUGAAGAGCACCCUGCUGCUGCUGCUGCUGGUGGUGGUGGUGGUGACCUCCUCCCGGGCCCAGGACCAAGUGGACGCGCCGAGCAACUUAAGGUUUAAGAUUUUAAAUGAGAACACGGUUGAGAUGAUCUGGAGCCGGCCGCUCAGCAGGAUUCAGGGCUACAGGAUACAAGUGACCUCUGACUCAGGCGAAGCGGCGAGACAGUUUUCUCUGCCUGCCUCUGCCACUAAGACGUCCAUCUCAGAGCUGAGUCCUGAUGUGGACUAUGUGGUUACGAUCGUGGCGUUCGCCGGAUCCCAGCAGAGUCUGCCCAUCUCUGGCCAGCUCACACUUGAGUCGAGCAGCAGCUCCAGAGGAGGAACCAGGAGACCCGACUCAUCCGACCCAGUCAGGUGCCCGGCCUCCGCUGCCGCUGACCUCCUCUUCCUGGUCGACGGCUCCUGGAGCGUCGGCAGGCCGAACUUUAAGUACGUCCGCAGCUUCAUGGCGGCGGCAGCUGGAGCGUUCCAGAUUGGCGAGGACAGAACCCGCGUUGGCGUGGUCCAGUACAGUGAUGACCCGCAGACCGAGUUCAGCCUGAACCAACACCUGACCCGACCCGCUCUGAUGAAGGCCAUCGGCUCGCUGCAGUACAAGGGAGGCAACACCAGGACAGGCGAUGCGCUCAGCCACCUGCUGGCCAGCGGCUUCUCCGAGGCGGCCGGCUCCAGGAAGGGCUUCCCCAAGCUGCUGCUGAUCAUCACGGACGGGAAGUCGGACGAUCCGGUGGAGGACGCCGCCCGGCGGCUGAGGAGCCGAGGCGUGGACGUGUUCGUCCUGGGUGUCCACCAUGCUGACGAAGAGGAAAUGAGGCUCAUGGCGUCCACGCCCUACAGCCGCCGCGUGUUCGGCGUGGCGAACUUCGAGCAGAUCCGGUCAGUGCAGAAGGAUCUGAUCAGCCAGAUGUGCGCCAGUGUGGAGGAUCAACUCGACUCGCUGGUCAGCGGAGAAGAAGUCGUGGAUCCAGCCUCUAACCUCAGAGUCCUGGAGGUGGCCUCCAAGUCCAUGCGGGUGAGCUGGGACGCCUCCGGUGGAGACGUUUCAGGCUACCGGGUCCAGAUGAUCCCCAUGAUGGCCGGCAGCAAGCAGCAGGAUCUGUACCUGGCCUCGUCUCAGACCUCCGUGGUGGUCCGAGACCUUUCUCCUGACACCGUGUACCAAGUCAACAUUUUCACCAUGAAGGACCUGAUGUCCAGCGAGCCUGUGACGGUCAUGCAGACAGAACCUGUUAAAGUCUCCCUGGAGUGUUCUCUUGGGGUGGAUGUGCAGGCCGACGUUGUUCUCCUGGUUGAUGGAUCCUACAGCAUCGGUGUGACAAACUUUGCCAAAGUGAGAGCUUUCCUUGAAGUUCUGGUGAACACCUUUGACAUCGGCCCAAACAAAGUCCAGAUCGCCUUGGUGCAGUACAGCAGGGACUCACACACCGAGUUCUACCUGAACACUCACCAAGACGUCAACGCCGUGGUCAAGGCGGUGAGGACUUUCCCGUAUCGCGGCGGCUCUACCAACACCGGCAGGGCCAUGACCUACGUCAGGGAGAAGAUCUUCCAGACCAGCAGGGGGGCACGUGCCAACGUCCCCCGCGUCACCAUCCUCAUCACCGACGGCAAGUCCGACGCUUUCAAAGAUCCAGCCACCAAGCUGAGGAACGCCGAUGUGGAGAUCUUUGCUGUGGGCGUUAAAGACGCCGUACGAAGUGAGCUGGAGGCUAUCGCCAACACCCCCGCAGAGACUCACGUCUACACGGUGGAGGACUUCGACGCCUUCCAGAGAAUAUCCAAGGAGCUGACGCAAUCCAUCUGCCUGAGGAUCGAGCAGGAAAUCCGCAGCAUCUUCCAGAGAAAACUCGUCCAGCCCAGAGCGCUGACCUUCUCUGACGUCGGCUCUAGGAGCUUCAGGACGUCCUGGGAGAUCGACGCCACCAACGUGGACUUCUUCUUGGUCCAGUUCAAGCCGGAGGAAGACGCAGAGGGACACUAUGUGUCCAUGUCUGUCCCAGGGGACUCCCGUACCGCCGUCCUGCCCCACCUCAGCCCUCUGACCCGCUACGAAGUCAGGGUGUCGGCUCAGUACGCCAAAGGGGAGAGCCUCGCAGUGAGCGGCUAUGAGACGACCACAGAAGAGGCUGGACCCGCCAAGAACCUGGUCACCAGCGAUGUCAGCGCCUCCAGCUUCAGGGCCUCCUGGACCGCGGCGCCCGGAAGGGUCCAGGCCUACAAGGUCUGCUGGAAGUCCCUGUUCUCUGGGGAGCAGGGGGACAAAACUGUCCCAGGGGACGAGACGUCCACCGUCCUGGACGGUCUGAGUCCAGAGACCCGCUAUCAAGUGUCUGUGAUCGCCGCCUAUGACCACAAAGACAGCGAGCCGCUGACCGGGCUGGAGACCACGGACGCGUCUCCAGCAGCCAAGACUCUGAGGGUGUCCCACGAGACGGAGCGGACCAUGAAGGUCACAUGGAAACCGGCUCCGGGGAACGUCCUCAACUACCGUCUGAAGUACGUCUCCGUGGACGGAGGCAAAGAGGUGGUCCUGAAGCUGCCAGGGACGGCGGCGUCCACCGUCCUGAAGCGCCUGCAGCCCGACACGUCCUACAGCGUCUCCGUCCUGCCCGUCUACAAGCGCGGGGACGGAAAAGCAAGGCAAGGAGUAGGAACGACACUGCCGGCCUUCAAGGCCCCCAGGAACCUGCUGACCUCUGAACCCACUAAGACCAGCUUCAGGGUUUCGUGGGACCCCGCUCCGGGGGACGUGCGGGGCUACAAGGUGACCUUUUACCCCUCUGGGGACGUCGUGGACCUGGGAGAGCUCAUGGUGGGUCCGUACGACAACACCGUGGUUCUGGAGGAGCUCAGGGCGGGAACCAAGUACUCUGUGGCUGUUUUUGGGAUGUUUGACGGCGGCGUGAGCUCGCCGCUGGCCGGGGAGGAGAAAACCACUCUGAUGGACGAACCGGAACCGGAGCCUCUGGAUCCCUCCGACAGCCAGUGCCGGACGUCGGCGAAGGCCGACAUCGUCCUGCUGGUGGACGGCUCCUGGAGCAUCGGACGCAUCAACUUCAAAACCAUCCGCAACUUCAUCGCCCGCAUGGUCGGCGUGUUCGACAUCGGCCCCGACAACGUCCAGAUCGCUUUGGCCCAGUACAGUGGCGACCCGAGAACCGAGUGGCACCUGAACACACACCCAACCCGAGAGUCACUGCUGAAGGCCGUCAACGAGCUGCCGUACAAAGGAGGGAACACCAUGACAGGAAUGGCUCUCCGCUACAUCCUGCAGACCAACUUCCAGCCGUCGGUGGGGAUGCGUCCCGACGCCCGGAAGAUCGGCGUUCUGAUCACCGACGGGAAGUCGCAGGAUGAGAUUGUCGAGAACUCCCAGAGCUUGAGGGACAGCGGCAUCGAGCUGUACGCCGUCGGCGUGAAGAACGCCGACGAGAACGAGCUGCGCUCCAUCGCCUCCGACCCGGACGAGAUCCACAUGUACAACGUAGCCGACUUCCGCUUCCUGCUGGACAUCGUGGACGACCUGUCUAACAACCUGUGCAACAGCGUCAAGGGCCCAGAUUCUGGUCUCGAGCUGGGCCCGCCCACUGACCUGGUGACCUCUGAGGUCACGCACUACUCCUUCAGAGCCUCCUGGAUGCCACCAGAGGUCCCCGUCGAGCAGUUCAGGGUCACUUACAGGAUGGCCGCCGGAGGCCCCACCAUGGAGGUUCUGGUGGACGGCGAAGUGACCACCACGGUUCUGGAGAACCUGACGCCACAGACCCAGUACGUGGUGAACGUGUUCGCCGUGCUAGAGGGCGUCAGCAGCGAGCCUCUGAAGGGAACUGAGACCACCUUGCCUCUGUCUCCUGCGAGCAACCUGAAGGUUUACGAUGAGACGUCCAGCAGCAUGAGGGUGAGCUGGGAGGCGGCGGCCGGAGCGAGCGGCUACCUGCUGCUGUAUCGCUCCAUCAACGCCUCGGAGCCUCAGCAGGAGCGGGAGGUUCGCGUUGCCGGAGGCGUGACGAACACCCAGCUGCUGGAGCUCAUCCCCAACACGCAGUACGCCAUCACACUCAUGGCUCUGCACGGCGAGGCCACCAGCGAGGCCCUGGAGGGCCGCGGGGUCACCUUACCCCUGUCCCCUGCUGGAGAGCUGAGGAUCAGCGGCGUCACCCACAGCAGCAUGAUGCUGAACUGGGAUGCAGCUCCUGGAGCCGUCCGCAGAUACAUGAUCGCCUACAAACCUGAGGAGGGAGAGCUGAAAGAGGUGGAGGUGAACGGUGACAUCGUCACGCUGCAGCUGACCAGCCUGAUCUCCCAGACGGAGUACGACGUCGCUGUCACCCCCAUGUACGACGAGGGACCCGCCGCCCCCAUGCUCGGAACCGCCAUCACAGAUGUUGUCCCGGCUCCCAAGAACCUGCGGUUCUCUGAGGUGACCCAGAACUCCUUCAGAGCCACCUGGGAACAUGGCGCUCCAGAUGUGGCGCUCUACCGGAUCGCAUGGGCCAGGAAGGGCGAAAACGACUUCAAGAACGAAAUCCUGAACAAGGAUGAGAACUCGUACGUUCUGGAGAACCUGGAUCCGGACACAGAGUACACGGUCACCAUCACGGCCAUCUAUCCCGACGAGUCGGAGAGCGAGGACCUGAUCGGAACCGAGCGGACCUUGCUGAAGGCUGCAGAUGUGCGACCCGAGCCGCCGCGGAACCUGAGGGUGUUCAACGCCACCGUCUCCUCGCUGACCGUGAAGUGGGACGCCGCUCCUGGUCCCGUCAAGAACUACAAGGUCACAUAUCUGCCGGUGGCUGGCGGCGAGCCUCAGACGCUGCAGGUCGGCGGGAAGAAGACCAACAUCAUCCUGCAGCAGCUGCAGCCUGACACGCCGUACUCUGUUACCGUGGCAGCCGUCUACCCAUCAGGCGCCAGCAGGGACAUCAGCGGAGAGGGGAAAACCAAGCCCCUUGGCGGUGUGAGGAACCUGCAGGUGCUCAACCCCACCAUGACGACGCUGAACGUGCGCUGGGAGCCGGCGGAGGGCCGGGUCAACGAGUACAAAGUGAUUUACGCUCCGGCAGCCGGAGGAGCGGAGAGCAUGGUAGGACUGGAAACGGUGUCGGCGGGAACCACGGCCACCAUCCUGCGCGGCCUGCAGCCCGACACGCUGUACUCCGUCACGCUGGUUCCGGUUUACGCUCAGGGAGACGGAAAGAGGAUGUCUGAAAACGGGAAAACCAGAGCGUUAGGCGGCGUGAAGAACCUGAUGGUGAGCGACCCCACCAUGACCUCCCUGAACGUCCGCUGGGACCCCGCCGACGGCGCCGUGCGCCUCUACAAGGUUUUCUAUGUUCCCACCGCCGGCGGCCGAGAGGAAAUGGAACAGGUUCCAACUGGAACCACGGCCAUCGUCCUGAGGAACCUGCAGCCCGACACGCAGUACACCGUGUCCGUGGUGCCGGUGUACCCGGCGCGCGAAGGCCGGCGCCAGUCUGAGGACGGGAAGACGUUGCCUCUGAGCGGCGUCAGCGGCAUGAGGGUCAGCAAUCCCACCAUCACCACGCUCACCGUCAACUGGGACGCCGCCGACGGCAACGUCCAGGGCUACAAGGUCAUCUACGUCCCGGCGAACGGCGGCCUGGAAAUCGUGGAACAAGUGUCUGAGAGCACCACCUCCACCGUCCUGCAGAGGCUGCUACCCGACACCAGCUACACUGUCACCGUGGUGCCGGUUUACGCCGAGGGAGACGGGCCCAGCCUGACCGACAGCGGCAAGACCAGGCCGCUGGGAUCCGUCAGGAACCUGCAGGUGACCGACCCCACCACCAGCACCCUGAACGUCCGCUGGGAGCCGCCCGAGGGAAACGUCCGAACGUACAAGGUCCUCUAUGCCGCCCAGCCAGGAGGAGAACAGGAAGUGGACCAGGUCCCUGGAACCGUGUCCAGCAUUGUCCUGAAGCAGCUGCAGCCGGACACGGAGUACUCGGUCACCGUCGUCCCCGUCUACCCGGAGAUGGAGGGGGAGUCCAUGUCUGAGACGGGGAAGACAAAUCCGCUGGGCGGAGUGAAGAACCUGAAGGUGGUGGAUCCCUCCAUCAGCACGCUGACCGUCCGCUGGGACCCGGCCGUGGGAAACGUCCGAACGUACAAGGUCUUCUAUGCCGCCCAGCCAGGAGGAGAACAGGAAGUGGAGAAGUUUUCUGGUGGCACCACCACCACAGUCCUGAGGAACCUGGAGGCCAACACGCUCUACAGCGUGGCCGUGGUUCCUGUCUACCCCGACGUGGAGGGGAUCCGGCAGGAGGACCAGGGCAGGACGAAGCCGCUGGGCGGAGUGAGGAACCUGCAGGUGACCGACCCGACCACCAGCUCCCUGAGGGUCCGCUGGGAGCCGGCCGAGGGCGACGUCCGUCAGUACCGGGUCCUGUACGCGGUGGCGGCCGGUGGCGCCGAGAGCGCGACGCAGGUUUCCGGGCUCACCAGCAGCACGGUUCUGACGGAGCUCAGCCCGGACACCGAGUACCAAGUGACCGUCAUCCCCAUCUACGAGGACGUGGAGGGAAAGCGCAUUUCUGAGAAUGGGAAAACCAAGGUUCUGGGUGGGGUGAAGAACCUGCAAGUCACCGACCCGACCACCAGCUCCCUGAAGGUCCGCUGGGAGGCGGCCGAGGGCAACGUCCGCCAGUACCGCAUCUUUUAUGUGCCAGCAGCCGGCGGCGCCGAGGACAUGGAGCAGGUUUCGGGCGGAACCACGGACACGGUCCUGAAGAACCUGCUGUCGGACACGCCCUACAUCGUUACCGUGGUUCCUGUUUACCCCGAGGGCGAAGGCCUGCGCCAGGCUGACAGAGGAAAGACCCUUCCACGGACGCCGCCCAGGAACAUCCAGGUGUACAACCCGACGCCCAACAGCCUGAACGCCCGCUGGGAGGCGGCGUCGGGCCGGGUGCAGCAGUACCGCGUGGCCUACGUCCCGCUGAGCGGCGCCCGGGCCGCCGAGUCGGUUCUGGUUCCUGGAAGCAUCACCAACGCCUACCUGGACAACCAUCCGGACACGCCCUACGCCAUCACCGUCUCUGCGCUGUACGCCGACGGCGAGGGGGCGCCGGAAGGCGACGGCAAAACGCUGCCUCGAGCCGGCCCUAGGAACCUGCGCGUGUACGACGCCACCACCAGCAGCCUGACGAUCGGCUGGGACGCCGAGGGCCCGGUCCGCCAGUACAGGAUCGCCUACGCUCCCAUGACCGGAGACCCCAUCACAGAGUUUACAAUGGCUCCAGGGAAUCGGAACAACGCCAUGCUGCCCAAUCUGCUCCCAGACACGCCCUACAACAUCACCGUGGAGGCCAUCUAUGCCGAGGGGCCCGGAGGGUCCCUGAACGGGAACGGACGGACAAUCGGCAUGCUGAGUCCCAGAAACUUGCGGGUCUCAGAUGAGUGGUACACCAGGUUUCGGGUGUCCUGGGAGCCCGUCUCUGCUCCGGCAGGGUACCGGCUUAUCUACUCGCCUCAAGGUAAGAACCAGCCUGUGGACUUCUUUGUGGGUGACGUCACCUCGUUCACGCUGACCAACCUGGAGCCUGGAACCACCUACGAUGUGAAGGUUCUGGCUCAGUACAACACCGGCAUCAGCGCUCCGCUUAUAGGAGAGGGAACCACGCUUUACCUGAACGUCACCAACAUCGAGACCUACGACGUCGGCCAUGACGGCUUCUGCAUCAAGUGGAGUCCGCACCGCGCGGCAACAUCCUACCGCAUCAAACUGAACCCUGUGGACCCCUCCAGUUUGGGUCAGCAGGAGGUCACCAUCCCGGCCGGCCUGCCUCAGUACUGCUUCGACGAACUGUCUCCGGACUCUCUGUACACGGCCACCGUCUUCGUUCAGACUCCCAACCUGGAAGGUCCAGGAGUCAGCGCCAAGGAGCGGACAUUGGUGAAACCGACUCCGGUUCCGACUCUGCCCCCGACCCCAACGCCGCCCCCCACCGUCCCCCCUGGAUGGGCAGUGUGUAAAGGAGCCAAAGCAGACGUUGUGUUCGUCAUCGACGGCUCCUGGAGCAUCGGGGAGGAGAGCUUCACCAAGGUCAUCCACUUCGUCUCCAGCAUCAUCGCCGCAUUCGACGUCGUCGGAUCGUCAGGGAUGCAGGUUUCCUUCGUUCAGUACAGCGACGGCUCAAAGACCGAGUUCAAGCUCAACUCUUACGCAGACAAAGGCGUCGCAAUGGCAGCCGUGCAUCACAUCCGCUACCGAGGAGGAAACACCAAGACAGGCGAGGCGCUGAAGCACACGUAUGAGAAGGCCUUCUCGGUGGAGAACGGGAUGCGGAGGAACGUCCCCAAGGUGGUGGUGGCCAUCACAGACGGUCAGUCUCAGGACGAGGUGAAGAAGAACGCCGCCAAGCUGCAGCAUGCAGGUUACAGCGUUUUCGCCAUCGGCGUGGCGGACGUGGACUUCGUGGAGCUGCAGGAGAUCGGCAGCAAGCCGAGUGACAGACACGUGUUCGUGGUGGACGACUUCGACGCCUUCGACUCCAUCAAGGAGAAUCUGAUCACCUUCAUCUGCGAAACGUCGACUUCCUCCUGUCCUCUCAUCUACCUCAACGGCUUCACCUCGCCUGGGUUCAGGAUGCUGGAGGCCUUUAACCUGACGGAGAAGACCUACAGCUCCGUCCCCGGCGUCUCCAUGGAGCCCGGAUCCUUCAACAGCUACACGGCGUACCGGCUGCACCGCGACGCCUUCCUGACCCAGCCCAGCACAGAGAUUCACCCAGACGGCCUUCCAGACACCUUCACCCUCAUCCUCAUGUUCCGCCUGCUGCCCGACUCGCCCACCGAGCCCUUUGACCUCUGGCAGGUCACCUCCAGGGACCACAAGCCGCAGACUGGGGUCACCGUGGACGGUUCUGCUCAGACCAUUUCAUUCUACAAUAAGGACCAAACCGGUGAAAUCCAGAGAGUCACGUUUGACCACAGGCUGGUGAAGAAGAUCUUCCAUGGCAGCUUCCACAAGCUCCACAUCCUGGUUUCCUCCAGCAGCGUGAAGCUGAAGGUCGACUGCCAGGAAGUGGAGGAGAAGAAGACGAAGGCGGCCGGCAACGCGUCCAGAGACGGGUACCAGGUUCUGGGCAAGAUGGCCAAGUCCAUCGGGUCCAAGGGCCAGUCAGCUACGUUCCAGCUCCAGAUGUUUGACAUCGUCUGCAACCUGGCCUGGACCAGCCGGGACCGCUGCUGCGACCUGCCCUCCAUGAGAGACGAGCUGAGGUGCCCCGCCCUACCCAACGCCUGCACCUGCACGUCGGAGGCCAGCGGGCAGCCGGGCCCCCAAGGACCGGUGGGCGCUCCCGGCAGUAAGGGGCCCCGAGGAGAGCGAGGCGAGGCCGGUGCUUCAGGGGCCAGCGGGCCUCCCGGGAACAUCGGACCCCCGGGGCCCAUGGGUCUGCCCGGCCCCCAGGGGCCCAGCGGCAUGUCCAUCCCUGGAGAGGCCGGUCGGCCGGGACCGAAGGGAGACCCCGGAGACUCCGGCCUGCCGGGACAGAAGGGUUCUCCUGGUGCCGUCGGUCCCGUUGGACGACCUUCUGGAGUGAGGGGACCUUCAGGAAAGGAGGGACCAGCCGGACCCAGAGGACCACCAGGACCCAUGGGUCCUCCAGGAACUCCAGGAAUUCAAGGCCCUUCAGGACAGCCUGGGAACCCUGGGGACCUUGGCCCCCCGGGAUCCGUUGGUCCAAAAGGAGACAAAGGAGAGCGGGGCGACUUCGCCCCCCAGAACAUGAUGCGCUCCAUCGCCCGCCAGGUCUGCUCCCAGCUGGUCAGCGACCAGAUGAGCCGGGUCAACACCAUGCUGAACCAGAUCCCCAACGGGAACUACCGCAGCAGCAGCAGCCCGGGCCCGCCGGGGCCGCCGGGGCCGCCGGGCAGGCAGGGGCCCCGCGAGCCCGGCGCCGGAGGCAGGAACGGGUUCCCCGGCAGCCCCGGCCAACCCGGCCAGCAGGGCGAGAGAGGUCCCGCAGGAGAAAAAGGUGACCGAGGAGUCCCAGGAGUCGGACAGAAAGGACCCAGAGGGCCGCCAGGUCCUCCAGGAGAGAGUCGGACCGGGACCCCGGGCCCCUCAGGCUCUCCCGGGCCCCGCGGCCCUCCAGGACGUCCGGGUUACGCCGGGGCCCGUGGCCCCCCGGGGCCCCCGGGCUACUGCGACUCCUCGCAGUGCGUGGGGAUUCCCUACAACGGCCAGGGAUACAUAGGAACCCGGGCCGGCGCCGCGCCCCAGGAGAACCAGCUGCUCCAGAACCAGCGCCGGAAGAGGGCGCUGCCCAGAACGCCGUCUGACGGGCUGACGUCAUCAGCGCGGCGGCCGAACGCCUGAAGGUGUUUGUGAAUACUGUUUGGCGCGGCGGUGUCGGCACUGGAGGAGGGAGUGUUUGACCCAGUUCUUAGAACCGGAGGAGGUUCUGCUUGGGACCAGUAAACCCAGUAAAGCCUGUGAGCUUCCCGUUUUCCUGCCUGUAACAUAUUUGCAUAGAGUGAGUGUUAAAGCCGCAGCUUCAGGUCCAGUAUAACUCGGCUUCAUGUGUAUCUUAGUAUUUAUCAGUUGCUUCAUUCUGUCACGCGCCGCUUCCUGUUGUUCUACCGGGUCGAGUCAGAACUUUUCAGACGCAGCAUCACUUUUUAUUGUUUUAGCUGCAGAUUGUGAAAUCCACAGCCGUAUUUUCUUAUUUAUUUCUGAAAACGGAAGAGGCAUUUUUCAAUAAAACUACUGAAAAUCUC
Poeciliopsis prolifica (blackstripe livebearer) is the source of this 11566-nucleotide messenger RNA. It is a transcript of the gene col12a1b, whose product is annotated as collagen, type XII, alpha 1b. Gene Ontology annotation, molecular function: protein binding. Lineage: Eukaryota; Metazoa; Chordata; Actinopteri; Cyprinodontiformes; Poeciliidae. The record is from RefSeq and is a predicted model, not a curated record.